CAUUUAAUGUAAAUAUUGUUUUGUUGUUGUGCAGUCAUUGCUGUUGGGCUAAGACCAUCAACUCACUACACUCGAGAAACCUGGUUCAAUCACGGGCGGCUGAAACCCAAAUUCAAACCCCAGCCUUGGCAGCGGUGUCGGCUCAGCGCUCCGUUCUCCGAGCCAACCCGGCCAAUUCACCUCUUUUAUGAGUAUUAUUUUGUAAAACAAAAAAAAAUCGCUUGCAGAUUUACGUAGUCUUAGACGUGAUGUGUUAAAAAAAUAUAUCCUUAAAAUGAUCACGUUGUCGUGAACGCUGCUGAUUUCCUGGGCUCGUCACACACAAGGGUGAACCGCCGGGAAUUGGAACAGAGGUUACAAUAAUCCACUGCAAUCGGAUCAGCAAGUGCACGCAAGCUCACAGAAGGUACUCCGGGGAGGGGCAAGUGCUCUUCCUUUUUUUUGUUGCCGGUGGUCUAGGUGAUAAUUACAGUAAACAACGAGCUGCUAGCCAGAGGCACACCCACACACAUACACGUGCGCACACGGACGGGCGCACACUUGUUGAAAGGUCCACGAGAAGAAGACCACCGCUAACGGAAUGAUGGGCCCUCGCCCGGUUGUGCUGAGUGGUCCGUCGGGCGCAGGGAAGAGCACGCUGGUGAAGCGUCUCAUGCAGGAGUACGCCGAUGUCUUCGGCUUCAGUGUGUCGCAUACAACGAGAAAUCCAAGAGCAGGAGAAGUUGACGGCAAAGAUUACCACUUUGUCUGUCGGGAGGAGAUGGAGAAGGGCAUCUUGGCGGAUGAGUUUAUAGAGCACGCCGAGUUCUCAGGGAAUUUGUACGGCACCAGUAAGAAAGCAGUGGAGGUAAUCCGAGACCAUAACCAAAUCUGCAUCCUGGACUUGGACAUCCAGGGCGUACGCAGCAUGAAGCGUACCACCUUGAACCCCCUCUACCUCUCCAUACACCCACCUUCAAUAGAAGCACUGGAGGAGCGUCUGCGUGGCCGUAAGACGGAGUCGGAGGAGAGCAUACAGAAACGCUUGGCAGCUGCAAGGGCUGACCUGGAGAUCAGCAAGGAACCAGGAAUCUUCGAUGCGGUGAUAAUUAACGAUGACCUGGAUGAGGCAUACAACAAGCUCAAGGACGUGUUAUCUGAGGAGAUUCAGAAGGUGCAGGCUUCCAAGAAGAAUUAGAAACAUCUAAAAUCUUCCAAUGUCAAGAAGUGCAGAUGCACAUUAUAUCAAAAAUUGUAGCUCACAUGUGCACAGUACUAAGAACAAUUGUGUAAUGCUAUUUGCUGUAUUAACUUAAGGGAAUCUUAUGAUAUAUAUAAAGUCACCAUAUAUAUCCUGGCAAUUAUAAAUUUACUUGACCUUAAUAUUGUACUUGAAAUGUACAGGAUGUCCAUUAAGGUUGUCGUGCAAUAUUAUCUAUAACAGAGGUUUUUGGGUUAGAUCCCGUAAAUAUAAAUGUGUCGUUAAACCCGCCACCACCCGACACAGCUAAUUAGUUUGUCAUGUAAACAAAACAUGCCAAUUCGUUAUGACUAGUACAACA
Molecule: messenger RNA, 1541 nt
Organism: Petromyzon marinus (sea lamprey)
Lineage: Eukaryota; Metazoa; Chordata; Hyperoartia; Petromyzontiformes; Petromyzontidae
Gene: GUK1
Product: guanylate kinase 1
Biological process (GO): purine nucleotide metabolic process
Cellular component (GO): cytosol
Molecular function (GO): GMP kinase activity
Source: RefSeq, a predicted model, not a curated record